ACUAGCCGACCUGCUACUAACCGCUAGCAUCAUAAUCAAACAUGAAGCCCUUUCCUUUUGAUCUUCCUAAAUCACAUUGUAUUUUCGUGUAACAGUGUAAAAUAUCGGAACUGUCCCAAAAUGUCCCACAAGCUGCUGAGCGGGGAGAAAUGCUUGAUUCUGAUUGGUCAGAAGAUGUUGAUGUAUUUUGUAGAACAGCAGCUCUGAAAGUAGUUCAGGUUACACUGGACAUCCAGUAACAGUACACAGACGCUCUACAUGAACAGAGUUACGAAGUUUUCUGGUUGCCAACUCCAUCAGGCGAGUGUUUAUGUCUGAGGUUCCAACCAUCGCAAUCGACUGGGUUCAGAUCGACGCCAAUUCUUCAGUUCUCCAUGACGAGUUCAUCGCGCACAGAGUGGGGCUCAUACCACUGACCAGCGAUGACAUUGUAGACAAAAUGCAGUACUCAAGGGACUGCACGUGCGAUGAUUUCUGUCCAGAGUGCUCAGUCGAACUCACACUGGACGUGAGAUGCACAGAAGAUCAGACGCGUCAUGUGACUUCACGAGAUCUGCUGUCUAAUAACCCUAGAGUUAUCCCUGUGACGUCCAGAAGUCGAGAUAGCGACCCCAAUGACUACGUAGAGCAGGAUGACAUCCUGCUGGUUAAGCUCCGAAAGGGUCAGGAGCUCCGACUCCGAGCGUACGCCAAGAAGGGCUUCGGCAAGGAACACGCCAAGUGGAACCCGACAGCAGGGGUGGCCUUCGAGUAUGACCCAGAUAAUGCGCUGAGACACACAGUGUACCCCCGUCCUGAAGAAUGGCCUAAGAGCGAGUACUCCGAGCUCGAGGAGGAAGAAGUCCAAGCUCCAUACGACCCAAAUGGCAAACCAGAGCGGUUUUACUAUAACGUCGAGUCGUGCGGUUCUCUCCGGCCCGAGACGAUCGUGAUGUCUGCGCUCGCCGUGCUCAAGAAGAAGCUGAGCGACCUGCAGACGCAGCUGAGCCACGAGAUCCAGAGUGAUGUCCUCACCAUCAAUUGAGCAGAGCUAGGAGAAAGUCUGAUUGCAGCGUGGUGUCAAGUGCAGAGAGAGAGAGAUUGAGUUGUGGAGCGAUGUACAGCAGGAAGUGGGUUUAUAUAUAUUUUUUACUUGUUGGAUGUGGGUGUUGCGGAGCUCUUAUUAAUGAAUCCAUUAAUAAAGAAGUCUUGAUAAUUGCAAAA
This is a messenger RNA of Ictalurus punctatus (channel catfish), 1203 nucleotides long. It is a transcript of the gene polr2c, whose product is annotated as RNA polymerase II subunit C. Gene Ontology annotation, cellular component: RNA polymerase II, core complex. The record is from RefSeq and is a predicted model, not a curated record. Gene Ontology annotation, molecular function: DNA-directed RNA polymerase activity; protein dimerization activity. The coding region runs from base 311 to 1024 and encodes 237 amino acids. Lineage: Eukaryota; Metazoa; Chordata; Actinopteri; Siluriformes; Ictaluridae. Gene Ontology annotation, biological process: DNA-templated transcription. The transcript is spliced from 9 exons.